This is a messenger RNA of Rotaria sp. Silwood2, 645 nucleotides long. The record is from the annotation of a GenBank genome assembly. NCBI's taxonomy places the organism in Eukaryota, Metazoa, Rotifera, Eurotatoria, Philodinida, Philodinidae.
AUGCCAAUGUAUGACAACGAGCAGUUUGUUCUUCCUGUUAACUGCCCACUUCACCUGUUCGUUCGACAGCAAAUGCACGAUCAUGGCAUCGUGACAUCGAGUGCUCAUCGGAAUUCAACUCGUUUGCGUCUUAUUGAGCCUGCCAACUUGACUGAUGAUUUUAGUACAUGGCAAUAUGAUCAUUGGCAUGGCCUAUUUGAGUUGACAUUGGAACCGCAUGAAAAAGGCAGUAACGCUCGUUUUCCUCCUCGAUGGCGCCUGUCUGACAAUGUUCAAAUCUACUCUCGUAUCCAGCGCAGUGAUUCAUCCAAGUCAUCAUCAUCGCAUACCGACAGACCACGCACGGCUUCACUUGAUGCAUUCAUUUACGAUAUGUGCGAUCAGGAGAAUAAUGAUCGAGGUGACGCAUGGCUAUGUGCACUUCAUAAAGAAGACAUAUUAACAUUUGAACAUUUGACCAAUUUACGUCAAUCCGAAUGGGAUGCCAUUCAUUCAUUGCCCAUGAAUGCAAAAAAAAUAUUGAAAGCGGCCGUUGAUCGAGAACGAGAAUGUGCUAGUGGAGAAAGACGUCAACGAAUAAGCAAUGAUCCGAAAGAUGGCAACAACAAGCAGGCAGAAUCCAUUACAACUUCAGGUCGGUUGUGA